UAUAUAGAGGGUGAGUUGGGAGUGAGAAGCCUGAGUUCCACUUGGUCGCUGAAACACUAAACUACACUCCAGCCGAGUCCAAGUCUCUUGUCGAAGAGAAAGAAGAAAGAAAGCAACACGGAAAAUAAUUCAGGACUAAUCUCACGAAUUAAAGAUAGAGUGCUCCGUUCUUCUUAAUCCUGUAGUCCACCACUAAAUCCUCUUUCUUUCCAUUUCUUUCUCCUCCACUUCAUCACUCAUUAACCCACGCUUAGCAUCGCAUUAAGCAUCCACCAGUAACCACACCUGUCCAGCGAGAUCGUCGGAUCGUACACAGACGAGAAAAAGAGGGGAAAUUGGACUGCCCAGAUCUAUCAAGAAAGCCGACUCCAGUUAUCCAAGUUUUGCCACUUUCGUGUCUUCUCACCAACCCUUUCCGAAUCACACGGUCUUGCAGCACGAAGGCGGACAGGCGAGGAUUCUUCACUUGGGUAGCCAGACCUGACGGAACUACUGAUUCUUGCAAACUACUCGAACGACGGGAAGAAAGGGAAUUUUUGGAAUAACACACACAAGUCUCGACGGAAGAAAAAUGAAUUCGUUUAACUGCUGGAUAAUUCUGAGUGCAUCAGCGUUCCUCCUCCUCCUGAUCUCCACCACAGCUUCUUCCCAAGAAGCCACAAGUUUACAGGAUGAAGACCUUUCUAAUAGUAAAAGAGCGUGGAAGGACGUUGGGGCGUCGUGGGGCAAGCGAGGAUGGAAAGAUAUGCAAGGCACUUGGGGCAAGAGGGGAUGGGACAAAAUGAGUGGCUCUUGGGGAAAGCGAGAUGACGCCGAGCUAGAAGAUGCUUGGGACGGGAUUGAGAAGAGACCAGAAUGGGGAAAGUUCAAAGGGUCAUGGGGAAAGAGGGCGGCAGUGGGUGGCUGGAAUAAUCUCAAAGGAUUGUGGGGAAAGCGGUCUUGGGGAAAAUUGUCAAAAUCAUGGGGAAAACGGUCCGACUCUCCAAUGGAUUAUGAACCAGUCUCAGAAGCCGAGUGAGGGGUGAUCUCUGGAAAGAGUGAAUAUUCUGGUGCUACGAGGACUACUACCACUUAAUCCUAUAUUACUACUACUAUUAUUCUACUGUAAGAAGAAGCGUUGAGAGGAGGAUUAUUAUUAUUACCUAAAUACAUACACGAAUUGAUUUCAUAUUUGAUACACGAUACAUUCAUUAAUUAUAGAAAUAUAUCGUCAUCUACUAGUUGUAAAUAACCACAUGUAUAUUUCUCCACCCACGUGAUAUACUUAGCUCUAUAAAUCUGUAGCCAGACUUUUCAAACCUGUUUCCAACGCUGUGCUACAUGGAAACAAGUAAGAGAAGAACAAGAAGCAUGGAUUAGCAUAUUACACGGCUUACAUUUCCUCAAAUUUUCGAUUGCUACAAAAUACCGAUAUACAUAAUCUAUAUGUUCUGCCUCCCACACAUGCUUACUCAUAAAUAAAUACAUACACCAGGUAGAAAGACGUCAUCCAAAGGGUCGCUCUGUUCCAACUCCCACUUGAAGAUAAAACUAAAACCCAGGGAUAACAAGAGAAGUUAACUUUUAUGCCCCUCGACUAAAGAAACAAAAUGUAUGUAUGUAGAUGUUAGGCAACACACACACCCUUAUUCUAGCUAAACGUCCUUUACGAAAAUCUGAAUAAAAACAUUGUCUCUCUCUCUCUACAUCUAUCUCUGAUUCCUGACCACUACUGUUAUAAUACAUACCUUGAACUUUAAUGCCAAGAUUUCUGUCUGGCUUAAGAAUAAAAUCACCUUAUCUUCUGUGGCACUUCUAACUAGUUUUGUAAUAAGGUUAAUUACUUAAUUAGACGGAUAAAUAUAUGGUGCUUAGAUCAACUUAACUUUAGUAUACGUACAAGCUUAACUAGCGGUAAAAAAAGCCUGGUACGUCUGAAGGGAAAAUACUUGGAAUCCAAAAAUUCACCAGAACGAAAAUUUUCAUGUCGAUUAGUUGUUUCCUAAGCUUUUAGAUCAACAAAUAGAAUUACGAUUAUCUACUGAUAAGCUUAAGUCAGGAUACAAAAAAAAAUGUAAAAAAAAGUACGGCAUGCUUGCAAAUAUGUCUAUUUGCACUCGUCACCAGCAAGAAGCAUGAAGAUAACAAAGCAGUCAAACAACAAAGUGGCCAAGUUGAGACAAGUUGAAAUGAUCACUUGUCACCGUUUUUACCGAGGGGAUUCCUCUUGAUUUCACGACUUGGUUGAUUCUUCUGGCCACUGUACCAUCAAUUAUUCUUUUCUUUAUCUGUCCUUCCUCUGGUGCAUGCACUAAAUAGUUUACGUACAUUGUUCUAUUGUUAGUUCCACCUACGCGAAAAACUGAAAAAAUAAAGUAGGAAGUUUAAGUAAAGAGUUUUCUUGGAUUUUGUUAGCAAUGUGCUCCCUCAUCCUCCUGUGUCAAACCGUAUAUAAAAAUAUACACUGCAUCCAUAAAACGUGUAAUAUGUUGUAAACUACAAACUUUCUAUUGCCUACUUAUUCUGUAUAAUUGAAAUGUAAGAGACUAUUUUCUAAUAGAUUAGUAAAAAAAAUCAUUGUGGUAAUAAAGAAAGUAGUUAAGUACGUAGACUGCGGGUGAAUUUAGUUAAUAUUAGCCAAGAAAAAUAGAAUUCUGACUAUGAUUGAUUACACGUACGUACAUAUUCUUCUUGGUUGUGUAACAUAAUUGCAUUUCACUUGCGUCGAGUAUAAGAAAACUUAGCAAGCAGGAUUAAAAUUAGCUCGUCGUAAACUUAUUCGCACUUGAUUUACAACGAUUUAUCUUAGUGUUUUUCCUUUAAUGAAAAAAUAAUGUUGAUUGAGGGUUGGUAGGAAAUAGAAUUGUUAGGAAAUACGAUUCUUGAGAAACAUAAAGUUCGGAUAACCUAAAAAAAGAGAAUGAGGUGUGAGGGAUAAACUGAUUAUUUCCAAUUCUUGAUUUCCCCCAGACCCUCCUUUACAGUUACAUACAUACAUAUACAACUAUCAAAGAUUAAAGUACGGUUACGAUUAGACUAGAAGUAAGAACAUGAUUUUCAUAUUUAGUUCAACCCCAAAUAAGGCCAAACCCAAUUCUUAUUUUAUUUUUAUAAUUCGGACAAUUUUUCCCUGAUUCUCGUUAUUUUGUGUACUUUUAAGCUUGGUUCGCUCUUCGCCUGCUUGAUUGGUGCAAAAAUAAAUUACCAAAUUGAAUUUAGAAUAGUGAAAUGAAAACUAAUAUUACGUAUCUAAUUCGGUGCUAGCUACAUAUUAUUGUAUACCCUCAUGAAAUAAAUUAAUAUUGCAUUUAAUUUUCGAA
This is a messenger RNA of Folsomia candida, 3299 nucleotides long. It is a transcript of the gene Mip, whose product is annotated as prothoracicostatic peptide. The record is from RefSeq and is a predicted model, not a curated record. The transcript has 5 exons. Bases 572 to 1018 code for a protein of 148 amino acids. NCBI's taxonomy places the organism in Eukaryota, Metazoa, Arthropoda, Collembola, Entomobryomorpha, Isotomidae.